Molecule: messenger RNA, 903 nt
Organism: Octodon degus (degu)
Lineage: Eukaryota; Metazoa; Chordata; Mammalia; Rodentia; Octodontidae
Gene: Slc25a6
Product: solute carrier family 25 member 6
Exons: 4
Coding region: 1-888 (295 amino acids)
Biological process (GO): mitochondrial ATP transmembrane transport; mitochondrial ADP transmembrane transport
Cellular component (GO): mitochondrial inner membrane
Molecular function (GO): O-methyltransferase activity; ATP:ADP antiporter activity
Source: RefSeq, a predicted model, not a curated record
AUGGGCUGCCUAAGCCCCACUGGGCUGCAGGGGGGAGGCUGCACUGGCGCCCUGGCACACGAGCUGGCCCGGGAGUACCCGGCGCUCAGGGUGACCGUGUUUGACCUCCCCGACGUCAUCGAGCAGGCGCACGUGUUUCGGCCCCACGGACCUGAGAGGACACGAGUCAGCUUCGUGCCUGGCGACAUCCUCCGAGACGCACUCCCUGCCACACAGCUGUACGUCCUGGCCCCGCCGCCGCGAGCCGCGGACCUGCACGGGCUCCUGCAGAGGGUGGCCGCGGCCUGCAGGCCAGGGUCCCCGCAGGUGCAGCACGCCAGCAAGCAGAUCGCCGCCGAGAAGCAGUACAAGGGCAUCGUGGACUGCAUCGUGCGCAUCCCCAAGGAGCAGGGCGUGCUGUCCUUCUGGCGGGGCAACCUGGCCAACGUCAUCCGCUACUUCCCCACGCAAGCCCUCAACUUCGCCUUCAAGGACAAGUACAAGCAGAUCUUCCUGGGCGGUGUGGACAAGCACACGCAGUUCUGGAGGUACUUCGCGGGCAACCUGGCCUCCGGGGGCGCGGCCGGCGCCACCUCGCUGUGCUUCGUGUACCCGCUGGACUUCGCGCGGACCCGGCUGGCCGCCGACGUGGGCAAGUCCGGCGCCGAGCGUGAGUUCAAGGGCCUGGGCGACUGCCUGGUGAAGAUCACCAGGUCGGACGGCGUCCGCGGGCUCUACCAGGGCUUCAACGUGUCCGUGCAGGGCAUCAUCAUCUACCGGGCCGCCUACUUCGGCAUCUACGACACCGCCAAGGGUGAGUGGUCGGGCUGGCUCUGGGCGCAGGCUGUGCCGUGUGUGCGUGUCUGCCUGCUCUCAGACAGGGCCGGAGUGAGUUCAAGGCCAGCCUGAGCUGUGCACCAAAGA